Messenger RNA from Malus domestica (apple), 480 nucleotides. Lineage: Eukaryota; Viridiplantae; Streptophyta; Magnoliopsida; Rosales; Rosaceae. The record is from RefSeq and is a predicted model, not a curated record.
AUGACAGCCCUUGAAGCCUCCUCUUCAUCCUCCUCCAAGUCAAAACUUUGGAAUCACGACAUGUUCUUCAGCUUCAGAGGCGAAGACACUCGCAAGGGCUUUACAGGCCACCUCCACGCGGCAUUCAAAUACAAGGGAUACAAGGCUUAUAUGGACGAGGAUGAUCUAAAAAGAGGGGAAGAAAUAAAAGAGGAACUGUUCCGGGCAAUCGAAGAGUCGAGGGUCUCUAUCAUUGUCUUCUCAAAGAGGUAUGCGGAUUCAAGUUGGUGUCUUGACGAGCUGGUGAAGAUCAUGGAGUGCAGAGCCAAACGGGGGCGACAUGUUUUUCCAAUAUUCUAUCACGUUGAUCCUUCGCAUGUCAAGAAGCAGAAUGGAGAUUUAGCCGAAGUAUUUAAAAAGCACGAAGAGGGCAUUGAUGAAGAAAAAGAUGACAAGAAACAUGAAUCCAAGAAAGAAAGACAAGGAUUGUCUGCACUCUAA